AUGGUUGAGAAAGGCAUGCGCACGUCAAGCCUUCCUACGACCUUCCGCGAGGCAGUUUACGUUGCGCGCGGCAUGGGAUUCUCGCACAUCUGGAUCGAUUCACUAUGCAUCAUCCAAGACGACAAAGAGGACUGGAAGGCUGAAGCAAGACGAAUGGCUAUCAUCUACGACAAUGCAACCUGUACGAUUGUUGCGAUGGAUGGCAUUGAUAGUGAGGCCGGUCUCAGCAUACAGAACUCGGAGCUCAAGAGCGCUGGUGUUUUGGACUCUCGGGCUUGGGUAUGUCAAGAGCGGAUGAUCUCACCCCGAUCUCUUAUAUUCUCUGAGGACUCUCUUUCAUGGGAAUGCCGCGAAUGCGAUGCUUCCUUUGCGGAACCCAGCUUGGUGGCUCGACGAGCACCAGGUACGAACGAAACUCAGACCCACCCCAAGGAUAUUUUUGCCUUCUUCAGAGACUUCCGUUUGCCGCGUCUUAUCCCCAAGGAAGAGAACGAACGGGAUGAUGUGGAAGAAGAAGAGAGUGAAGAAGACCCGGACGAAGAUGAUGAGCUUGAGGGAGCGAACCACGAGGGAGAUGAUAUGGACGUUGACAGUAGCGAAGAUGCUGUUGAAGACGAUGACCACGAAGGCAGCAAUGAAGAAGUUGAGGAUUCAUCUGACGACGAAACCCACGGAAUGGGAAUCACCACAACUCACUUCGCGGAUGACGGUCAGAAUCACCACGGCUCUGGGCUCGACGACGAAGCCUACGACAGUGACGGCUAUCCAGCGUACCGAGGAGGUCUGCCGGGGCAUGCUGCGAAUCUUUCGGUUUUUCUCGAAGGCAAGGGGCCAUCCAAGCUCUAUCGCGUGCACCCCGACGGCCCAAACGACGAUGGAACCGAUCCAUUUGGAGAUUACAUGGUAGUGGCAACUGAUCUCAGCCGACCUCGAGACGUGUAUUAUCCUUUUCUCAAGACAUGGUGGCAGUUUCUUUCCAACUACUCCUCGUUAUCUCUAAGCUACAGCUCGGACAAGUUCCUCGCUAUCAACGGCAUCACCACCGUGGCCCAAAGAUGGACACAUCUCCGGUCAUCCUUUGGUCUCUUCUACCACUUUUUCGAGACAGAGAUGCUAUGGUAUUUGGAUCCGGAGGGUUCGUCGGGGGAGCGACAGAAUCCUUGGCUGGUACCGACGUGGUCGUAG
Messenger RNA from Colletotrichum aenigma, 1185 nucleotides. RefSeq lists its product as uncharacterized. NCBI's taxonomy places the organism in Eukaryota, Fungi, Ascomycota, Sordariomycetes, Glomerellales, Glomerellaceae. Bases 1 to 1185 code for a protein of 394 amino acids. The transcript has a single exon. The record is from RefSeq and is a predicted model, not a curated record.